GCAGCGCUGAGCUUGAUUUCCAUUAGUCACCGCCGUCCGUCGCACCGGAGUUGAAGGCGCUAGACAAUCGAAGAUAUGUAUAGAAGGAAUUAAUCGUUUUUACGUGCAAAUGAUACCUAUCAAGGAAUGGUUCGUGGCCGAGGGUCGGAGAGUUGUCACCGGUUAGGUAGUGUUUGUGGAUUUCCAAUCGUCGAAAUACCCCUCGUGUGAGAACGUAACGGCCUUGCAGAUUUUCGUAUAUCUUCUCUUAUAUCGAUCAGGCAGAGCGUAUCAUAUCGAUUCAUAAAUUUAAUGAGUUCUUCGUGGCAAGCGACCCAAGCUGACGAGCUCCCAGGCUUAAACUACAUUUAUGGUGCAGUCAUUUUCCAUGAUCAGUAUUUCAACUUCAAUGGUUGAUCCCUUCAUGUUAUCUCUCCCAAUAGUUGCACUAGUAACACUUUGGGUGUAUGACUACAUACUAUGCCUACCCGACGCGAUCACUUUUCUCGCCGACUCUCGAUGGGGGCUCAGCACAUUUAUGUAUCUAGCUUGCAGCCAUUUGCCACUUGCCUUCAUGUUACUGAAUAUGCUUGUUUUUCAGCCUGAUACCCCAGUCCAUCUUUGCCGCUCUUAUAACAUCGCUAAUACCUAUGUAGGGAUAGUGACGAUGAUUGGUGCUGAGUGCAUCUUCAUGGUCAGGGCAUAUGCAGUAUGGAACCGGGGGAGAUGGUUCGCGGCGGUGCAGAUUUUUACCCUUAUUGCCUAUUUAACGCCAAUUACUAUCAGCCUGCAACAAUUUAACUCAAGAGUCGCAGAACCAUGCUGGAUCCCUGGCGUUAGCGGAUAUCUUGAUACCGACACAAGCAUCAGAAUAUAUGUAGCGUUUGGCUUGCUAGCUAUGGCCGAGAUACAAACAUUAUUGCUUCUGCUGUAUCGCGUCAGCAAAAGUCGCGGUGGCUGGGGCAUCGACAACCGUCUUAUGCGUGGUCUCAUGAAAGAUAAUCUGCUGUACUGCGGCAGCGGCUUUGCCUUUUCUCUCGGCAUCAUUCUCACAACAAAUUUCUUUCCAUUUCCAGUUGGACACAUGGUUGCAGAGUGUCAGAUUGUCGUUCAAGCGCUCUUGGUCACGCGAAUGCAUAGGGGCUUCUGGAGAUCGGACCGUGCCUUUGGCAGCAUUUCCACAGAUAUCUCUCUCUCAACGUGGAUGAUGGGAGCUCUAGAUUUUACGUGACGGUGUGCUCCCUCCGCCAAAUCAUCAUGAUCGUGCAGCUGACACUGGAGCGAUGAAGAGACAAAUUUGCUGCUUGGAGUGUACCUACCCGUAACUUAUGGAUGUGACCAUUGCACAGGCUCUCA
This is a messenger RNA of Suillus subalutaceus, 1335 nucleotides long. RefSeq lists its product as uncharacterized. The record is from RefSeq and is a predicted model, not a curated record. The transcript has 14 exons. NCBI's taxonomy places the organism in Eukaryota, Fungi, Basidiomycota, Agaricomycetes, Boletales, Suillaceae. Bases 350 to 1210 code for a protein of 286 amino acids.